Messenger RNA from Ostrinia nubilalis (European corn borer), 3260 nucleotides. Its product is annotated as mucin-2. Lineage: Eukaryota; Metazoa; Arthropoda; Insecta; Lepidoptera; Crambidae. The coding region runs from base 400 to 2841 and encodes 813 amino acids. The record is from RefSeq and is a predicted model, not a curated record. The transcript is spliced from 7 exons.
GCUCCAGGCGCCUGCUGCCCGCAGCGGUACUACUGCGACCACGUCAGCACCAGGCCGCCUGACCACAAACACGUGCAUGAUUGCCUGGUGAACGGCGAGAGGAUUUCCGAAGGAGAGCGGGUUGUGGCUGCCGAAAGUGAAACCAACUGCACGCAGUGCUUCUGCCUGCGAGCCUCUGUGCGCUGCCAGCCGCUGGCCUGCGCGCCGCCGCUGCUGGGCUGCACGCCGCUGCUCCGGCCCGGCCAGUGCUGUCCGCAUCAGUAUCACUGUGAUCAUAAGUUUGGAUUGGCGACACCCAAUUUCCUUCCGAUAUCAGAAAAUUCUUUGAUAUCAACAAAGUAUGAUGACCGCUCCUUCCAUACAGACAAGAUAGUAGAGCCGGAGUCUACAACCAAAAUUAUGUCGACAAGUUCUAGUACAGCAAAAAAUACACCGUCUGUGCCAGCCACAAAAAAAGAACCACUAACUACAACUAAAGUUAAAAGGAAAACGAAUGAUCCACCACCUACUACUCGUAGUUCUACUAAAAAUCCGGUAAACAAUGCAACUUCAACAACAGUGUUGACAACCAAGCAGUUACCUGUUACAACAACGACUGCAGUGGUUACUUCUACAACUGAAAUAACGUCCACCACCGAAGAUGUAGAAAAAAUAUCAACUACAGAUCAACCCGAUGGGACUGUAAAAAUUGUAAUCAACGGUACCAUAAAUUGUACCGCAGAAUUAUCUUCUACAACAGUGCCCUUAAAUGGCACUAUGAACGACACAGAAAAAAUAAAAGCAGAAGGGCAUAUGAGAACUCCAAUUAACAAAAUGGAUAUUGAAGCCAUGACAGAGUAUCCUAACGACAUAAUUACUGAUAGAAAUGUGAAUGGCGGAUUUGAUGAGAAUGAAAUGUUUACUAUAAAUGUAACUAGCUCAUUACGAACGAACAACAGCCUCUCUACGUCUAGACCUUCUUUAACUACUACAACUAAAGUUGUACCGCCGGUAGAUUUAGGAGAUGCCCUAAACAGUUCUAAAAAGACAAAAGAAGAUUAUGACUAUGAUUACACAGAACCAACUUUACCUCCAUCGUUACCUAAUUUGAAAAUAAUUCCAUUUGUAGCAGCUGAUGCCGUAGUUGAUGACGAUACAUCCAAAGAAACACUGACUUACCCAAUGCUAGAACGAGAAGACAAAUUCCCUGUUUAUUACCCUGCCGUUGACACCAAAGAAAUUCCUUACGCAACAAGAAGGGAAGAUGUGUAUCCACCAACACAAUACCCAGUUUUUGUAUCUGAUAAAGUAGAAUCGCCACAGUAUCCCACCUUAACUGAAGAUGUCGACUUACCGAAUUUACCAUAUCCUGGCAUUGGUAAUGAUUUAAGCAUGCCAGAACAUGAUUAUACUAUAUCUACUUCGAUCGGAGCAAAUGUUCCAGAUAUUAACAAAGCUGUAACUAAAAUCCCAACCACUAGUUCCACUUUUGGUAUUAAAACGCCAUCAGUGAAUUUGUUUUCGCCUCCUGUUGAAACUGAAGGUGGAUUCAUCCCCAAGGGUCCGGGUAUCAUUGACGAAUACUACGCAGUGUAUCCAAGCACCCCAUCUGCACCGUCGGUUCCGCAUUUGACAACUUCUAUGCAGUUGGACAUUACCAAAGGUGAAUGCAUAUCUGGUGACGGGCGGCACGUGCUAGAGGGCGACUCCAUCUCGCUGGCGUGUUCCGUGUGCACGUGCGCGUGGGGCGAGCUGCACUGCGCGCCGCGGGCCUGCCACACGCCGCCCGGCUGCACCAGGCGCCCGGCCACCACCAGCUCGGUCGACUUGUGCUGCGGAGAACUGCUUUGUGAACAAGAUAAGAAGACAAAUACCAGACCUAAUCUUUUGAUCGACAUAAAAAAGAACGAAACUAAAGUUUUUAUUAACAAUCAAACUGCAAUCACUGAAGAUGUUAAGCCGUCCAUUCAAAAUCCCGUAGCUUCUAACGAUACAGUAUUAAAUAAUGGCACCAAAGAUAUUCAAGAAGAUAAAUAUAACAGAACUGCUGCUACGUAUGCAGAUGCUAACAUUGAAACUACCACCGUUAGUACAAACAUUACAAGUACAGAUAAAAUGUACACUUCUCCACCAUUAGCAUCUACAACUAAUACAGCACCAGUAAACAAUGUAAAAAAUGAAAGUGGAAUACAGAAUCAUGACUAUGAUGAUGAGGAAGAAGACGAUGAGGGUUUCUCUUUUGGAAGUGUUCUAAAACUUCUUUUGAGUGAUAAUUACGAAACAACAACCAACGCACCUUACACGAAAAAAUUCACUACCACUGCUAAAGUUCCAGUUACUUAUAGGACCACCACAAUCCCAUCUACAACAACGAGAAGGCUUCCGCCUAAACCUCCACUCGUGCCUUUUAUACCUAUGCCACACCACCAGUACAUACCGCCCAAGAACACAUACAACCAAAAUACGGUCAACAGAAUUGAUCACCUCGUGCUAGGCGAGGCGACUGCUAUCAAGAAGACAACGCCUCGACCAUUGACUACGCCUUUCAAGGCGAUAUCUUCGUUUAGGCCAGUGACGACAAGACAAACGACGACGCAAAAGCCUUAUACGAGUAGUACAACGAGAUACACGGAACCGACGAAAAAGGUAGAAGAAUCCUCGAGCCAUACGCCAGUCAUGCACAAAGGUCCUCGGCCGCCCAGUUCCAGCGCACUACCGUUGCCUGGGAUACUGAAGCUGGCCGGUUGUAACAUCUAUGGGAGGAUGUAUCGAGUGGGAAGGAUUAUCACGGAACUCUCGACUCCAUGCCAGGAGUGUUGGUGUACGGAACUAGGGGUGCAGUGUAACUCUCUAAGCUGUUGAUAUAAGGAUAAUUAUAAUCUCGGUACCGUCCAAUCUGAUGGUACGUGUGUUAGUACUUUAAAGUAUUAAAAGGUACCGAGAGGUUUGGUUGCAUUUAUUGUACAGUAUGUGGUAGUGUGAAUGUUUGAUGAAUGUGAGGAACUAAAAUUAUUUAUUUAGUACACUGUAAUAGCCGGCGGCAUUGAUCUCAUACCAUACAAACUUUCCAUCAUUGUCAUUAACUGUAAAAAUACAAAAAAUGUUGUAAUCGGAAAUAUUACAAUUUGAUUCAUAUAUGAAAUACUUUAAACUCAACUGAAAGAUUACCCAUUUGCCUCAAAAUCUCUAACUUUAAGUAAUUUAAGUAUUUGAUAAGAUCCUAAUUUUAAUAUGAUCGCAAGAAUAGUAUGUAAGAAAGAUAUAAAUUAUUAUGGAAAAGG